Molecule: messenger RNA, 1629 nt
Organism: Aspergillus puulaauensis
Lineage: Eukaryota; Fungi; Ascomycota; Eurotiomycetes; Eurotiales; Aspergillaceae
Exons: 1
Coding region: 1-1629 (542 amino acids)
Source: RefSeq, a predicted model, not a curated record
AUGGACGCUGCAAGCACCGCGUUCACGCUGAUGAAAGAUGCCUACCACAUCAUCGUGUUCAUCCGCACGGUUGUCGAAAACGCCAAAACCAUGGAUGCCGACACGGUCGAUAUCCAGAGCCAGAUCGACGACGAGAUCGGAUUCUUGGAGACCUGCAAGUUGCUCCUUUUCGAUGACAGCGGGCUGUUCAGACAGCCGCGCGGUCUUCCCGUCGCCAGUUUCCAGGGGAAAGUCGAAAACACCUCUCGGAAGCUUUUACAGGCCAUGGCGGAGUUUUACUCCAUCGCACGCAAGUACAAAGUGGUUGAGUCCGAGGGAUGGGAGCAGGUGGUGGGCGAUACCGCGAAUAUAGUGGGACGGAUGGCCGUCGUAUGCCAUCGGGUGCAGAAGAAGGUCAAGGAAAUCAAGAAACGGUACCUGGACUGGGGCGUCUUUGACAGGGACAGGAUCCUAGAGGUGCUGCGAGUUUACACUGGCCAUGCACAUGAGCUUCGGGCGACCCUGAAUCACAUUUUGAUGAUCGGCCUGGCCGCCGGAGACACUUGGUUCAAGGAGGUUCUCGACAGGAAAAAAGAAGAUCAGUGGCUCCAGGAAGCAACAGCACGCCGGCUUCUUGGCCUCCAGGAUCCGCCAGCCGAUUUCGAUACCCUGGACUGGGACAGGUUCCGGCCAAUGGGCCAGGAAUUCACCACCGACUCCGAUAUUGUGCAUGCCCAAUACGAUGACCACUCGGGCCAGACCCACAGCGUCAUUGUGGAAUACCGUUCGUAUGACGCGGUCUUGAUGGGCGCCUGUGAUGGCGCAUUCUCUGAGUUGAAGAUACCCAUCCGCAAGCUCGCGUGGGCGAUGCAGUCCGCGUUCACGAAGGUAGAUGGACCUGGCCGUUCAUCGACACUCCGGGUCCUGCCUUGCUUCGGAUACGUCGACGACGUAGCCCAGUGUCGCACUGGCUUUGUAUACCGAUGUCCGGAACCUCAUACCGGAGACGAAGCUAAGCAGCACGAAACGCUGCACGGUAUGAUCCGCCAGUCCGCCGUCAGCCGUGGAGAUGAUCCCAUGCCCAAACCCUCGCUGGGCGAGCGCUUUCGACUCGCUGCAGAGCUUGCGGCGACUGUCUCCGGGAUCCAUGGCUUCGGCUGGGUCCACAAGGGGAUAUCAAGUCACUCGGUCAUCAUGUCCAACAACCCGGAUGGAGAUGGUCAAAUCCCACACCUCAUCGGAUGGUGUUAUGCGCGCGAGCAGAAUGGGGAGACCCUAAAGGUCAAUUCAAUCGCGGACCGGGCAUCCAACCUGUAUCGCCACCCGAAGCGUCAAGGGCACCCCAGCGACAGGUUCAUGGUCCGGCACGACAUAUACUCGCUUGGCGUGGUACUGGUCGAAAUCGCCCUUUGGAAAACAGUGGACACAAUGUGCGAAGGUGUCUAUUUGCCCGUCAAGAUACGUGAGACCUUGUUGCAGCGUACUAGAGACACAAUCCCCUGGCUCAUGGGCGAGUGUUAUGCAGACGCUGUGCGGCGGUGUCUCGAGGGGGAUUUCAAUAUCCAAGGUGACCAGAACCGCGAGGCCCAACUCGGCCUUGCGUUCAGGGAGUUGGUCGUUGAUGUGAUUGCAGCUGGACGGGGUCUAUGA